AUGGAGGUCGCUGGAGAAUACCUAAAUAGGUUUGCUGGAAACAAAACAGGAGGUGGUGUUGGAGGUCGCCAGGAGGUGGAGGACGGGAGGCCGCAGGCGACGAGGGCGGCGUUGGAGGGGUCUUCCUUGACGGGUUGGAUCACUAUAAGAACAUGGGGGAGCACUGAGCCGCCAAAACUUCUCACUUCUGUCACUCACGCAGUUCUACGAUCGGAGUCGGAGGCCUUCUAUACUCGAUCCGUCUGCUGCAUCUGGUCAGGCUUAGCCUCGUUCUUCCUCUUGUUUCACAGAAUCUGCAAAGUUGGUCUUCGAUUUGAUUCUCCCAAAGCCCCUUUAUUUUGUACUUUCUCAGUGCUGGAAAAAUCGAAUCUUGUUCGAGGUUCGAGCGUGCUCUUUCCCAUGAAGAAUCCUGUGGUUCCUCCUAAUUACGCCUUCGUCUGCGCUUCUUUGGCUCCGGCCAUCUUUGCCAUACAGAAAAGCACUCACUUUCAUAUAAAUGAUAGAAGACCGCACAAUCUUAUGAUUGCGCUUGAUAAAUUUCUGAACGCCACAAGGGAAUGCUUUAAUAAGUUCAAGUUCAAUAAAGAACUAAUGAAUGAGAGUUUCAUGCUGCUCUAGACGAAAUAUGUCAAAAGAUAGACUGUCAUCCUCCUUUUAUUUAUGACUAUGGGAUGUUGUCAUCAUGGGUGACUUAAACCUAAAAAGUUAAAAUAAAGUUCAUUUAGUAAACGACUAAAUAGAUUACUUAGUCAUUUUAAAUUUAUGGUAUUAUUAUAAUUCAAAUAAGGACAGAAAUUGAACCUAAAUUGAAUUUAGGUAGCAAAUACAUCCCCUACUGCAUAUACAUGAGACUUAAUAUAUCUAAUUAAAUUCAUCUAAAAUUUGAAUUAGGUUAGUUAAAUCGUAUGACUUGAUUUUUGUCAAACCUUCUUCGAUUAUAAUUUUGAC
Molecule: messenger RNA, 948 nt
Organism: Zingiber officinale
Lineage: Eukaryota; Viridiplantae; Streptophyta; Magnoliopsida; Zingiberales; Zingiberaceae
Exons: 3
Coding region: 1-618 (205 amino acids)
Source: RefSeq, a predicted model, not a curated record